Molecule: messenger RNA, 2885 nt
Organism: Vanessa tameamea
Lineage: Eukaryota; Metazoa; Arthropoda; Insecta; Lepidoptera; Nymphalidae
Gene: vimar
Product: GTPase-GDP dissociation stimulator vimar
Exons: 7
Coding region: 160-2130 (656 amino acids)
Biological process (GO): positive regulation of GTPase activity
Cellular component (GO): cytosol
Molecular function (GO): protein binding; guanyl-nucleotide exchange factor activity
Source: RefSeq, a predicted model, not a curated record
UUUGUCUAUCUGUCAAUUAAUUUUCACUGCUUGUAAAAUUUGGUUUAACUCUAUUUUAAAUUAUGUAAAAAUACUUUUGCAGUGCCUAUUUUAAGAGAGACUCAUAAUUCAUACUCGUAGUAAUAGUUUUUCGUAAAUUUAGCUUUAAUUAAAUUCAACAUGGACGGAUCUUCAGCAAAGAAAUCUUCUUCUUUUGAAAAAUUGGUAAUACAAAACAUAGAAAAUGUAAGUGAUUUAAAAACAAAACUCAACGAAAUAAUUUCAGAAGGCAAAAAUUAUGAAUACGAUGUAUCGUCAUGUCUUAAGGCCUUAUUAAAAAGUAGUGACCAAGUAAUAGUAUUGCUGACUGUACAGGCAAUAUCAGAACUAGCGAAAUGCCCAACUAAAAGAGAAACAUAUGCUGUAAAAGAUGUUAUUCAAGUUAUUUUGCUAAUGUUAAAUAAGGAGGUAACUUUAGAACGAAUAGAUUUAAUAAAACAGUGCUGUAGAGCACUGGGGAAUUUAUGCUGUGAUUGUGACACAACUAGAAAAAUAUUAAUUGAAAGCAAUGGUAUUGCAACUCUUUACAACAUUAUGGAAAUCAGUAUAACUCAAACAAAUAUGCCAUUAAAUGAAAUAAAAUUGCUUACAUGUAAAACAUUAUUAAACUUCGUUAUCGGUGGGCAAGAAUACUCAGAAUCAUUAGUGAAAGGAGGUUUAAUAGAAUGUGUAAAAAAAAUAUUAUCUAUGGAAUUUAAGAAGGAACAAAUGGAGGAUGAUCUUGUAUCUACAGUUUUGUUAAUAUUAAGUGUGAUUAAUGACAAUGAUCCUGAAUUUCUGUAUGAUUCAAAUGUAAAUACUGCUGUGUUGAACAUAUUGAAGGAAACCACUAAUAUUGAAGUUUCCGAGUUGUGUUUGGAGCACUUACAUACUCAAGCUGAACAUGAUACAGUGAAAACUCUACUUGCUAAUGAAGGAGGUGUCAACUUGGUAUGUCUACGUCUUGAGCAACUUGUGCAAAGGCUUGACUCUGGCGAGUUAACUGCUGAUGACAGUGAAGUUGAUACUGUUAUGAAACAAGCUUGUGACCUUAUUAUUAUUGUGUUGACUGGAGAUGAAGCUAUGAACAUCCUCUAUAACAACGGAGAAGGUGAAGUGUACUUGACUAUGGUAAGGUGGUUGGAUUCUAAGAAUUACCAGCUCCUUACCACAGCAGUGCUUGCUAUCGGUAACUUUGCUAGACGGGAUGACUACUGUACACAGAUGAUGGAUGACAAAAUCUUCGACAAAUUGCUUGAUAUUUUCGAAUUGUACCACGGGUACAGCGUGCGCUCGCAGGCGGAGAGUGCGGAGGGCGCGGAGAGCGCGGACAGCACGGAGGGCUCGGUGGACGCCAACACGGCGUGCCGUCUGCAGCACGCGGCGCUGUCCGCCAUGCGCAACCUCAGCGUGGCGCCGCGCAACAAGCGGGUCGCCGCGCGCACGCGCGCCGCCGCCGUGCUCGUGGCCGCGCUGCCCGCCGUGCGCGACCACCACGUAGCUUACAAGCUGCUGGCCGCCAUUCGCAUGCUCGUCGACGGACAAGAGAGCGUGGCGCGAGUGCUGGCGGGGAGCGCGGACGCGCUGCGGGCGGCGGCGCGCUGGGGAGCGGACGCGCACGCGGGCGCGGGCGGGGAGGCGCCGCGCCUGCUGGCGUGGCUCGUGCGCCUGCUGCCGCGGGACGGCGCGCUCGCAGGCAUCGUGCAGGCUGAAGGCUGUAUCUCAAGUUUGGUAAAUAUGCUCGUGGCGUCUCACUCCGUAAUGCAGAACGAGGCCAUCCUAGCUCUCACUCUACUCGCGAUACACACGCUCAGAAACACGCCUGAGACUAUCGAUAUCGAGAAGAGUUUCGUGACUCAGUUAAUAAGUUCGGAAAUAGGUAAGCACGUUUCGGUACUUAUGGAGACGAAUUGCGCUAAAAUGCCGGUAGAAGUCGCAGAGAACCUCGUUGCCUUCCUUGAUAUCACGUCGAAGAACAACACCAUCGUAUCCGAUUACAAGGAUGCUAAAGUUCACGAAUCCUUGAAAAAAGUCGUAGAAUCUAGAAAAGAUUUUAGUGAUGCACUUAAAUCAUGUAUUGAUAAUAUUAAUACUGUUAUAUCUGAUGAAUAGGGAAUCUGGUUUAAAUUUAACGUUAGAGUUAUAAACUCUAAUAGUGAUAAUGGUCUUAUGCUUGUCAAAAUUGUUAAAUUCUAAUCAUAAAAUAAUAACUUUAAACCGUUUUCUAAAAUUCUAAAGCUUCGAAAGACACAUUCCGAAAUAGUUGCUAAAAUGUCUUUUCACGGGCUUUGAAAAUUGUUUUAAAACGACUCCGGUUAUUAACUGUUUCCAAUAAACUCCAAUUUCUUACUAUUACUAGUUUUAUAGUAAUAUUGUUUUUUCGGAUAUUUGACCGAGUUUACCAUUAUAACGUUAUUGUUACACACAAUUUUUUGUAAAUUCGAAAGACAAAUUUCAAAUUUAAUAUUUAUCUAUUUCAAAACUAGGCUACACGUGGUUUGCUUGUUGAUUUAUAUAAAAAAAGGACCUUAACUUUAGUGCCAACAAUAUCUGUACAAAUUUCUGUACAAAAAUCGCAUAGUUUACGAACAGAAAUAGGCAUUCAUUUUUAUAUACAAUAUUACUGAAAAAACGAGUUCAUGAGGCAUCUGGUGAUUAGAUCUAGGCUCUAACUGUUGUAAAAAGUACUAGCGGUCGCAUAGUUACCGAAAUUCUAUCAUUAGCCUAAAUUAGAGAAAAUAUUUCAUAUAUUUUCCAUAUUUGAAAAACUUUUAUCUAGACUUAUUUCUGUUUUUGUAUUGUUAACACUAAAUCAUGUCAAUGGCUACCAAACAGAAGAGUAAAAGAUAGUGAACUGUUUUGUCUUU